Molecule: messenger RNA, 1592 nt
Organism: Cucumis melo (muskmelon)
Lineage: Eukaryota; Viridiplantae; Streptophyta; Magnoliopsida; Cucurbitales; Cucurbitaceae
Product: cytochrome P450 94C1
Exons: 2
Coding region: 34-1548 (504 amino acids)
Molecular function (GO): heme binding; monooxygenase activity; oxidoreductase activity, acting on paired donors, with incorporation or reduction of molecular oxygen
Source: RefSeq, a predicted model, not a curated record
GAUUCUCCCAUAUCCGCACCCCCCUAAAUUCAAAUGGCUACCAUUCCAACAAUUUCCUUAGACUUGCUCUCUUCUCUCCCCACAACAAUUUCCCUUCUAUUUUUCUCCUUUACGGUUGCCUUCUCUAUUUUCUCCUUCUCUCUUUUCCUCCUCCGCCUUAACCCUUGUUGUAACUGCUCCUUGUGUCGCGCCUAUCUUUCUUCUUCCUGGUCUUCCUCUUUCCCAAACUUAUCCGAUUGGUACACUCACCUUCUUUCCCACUCCCCCACCGCCACGCUCCACCUUCACGUCAUCUCCAAUAUCGUAACCGCCAACCCCGACAACGUCCAACACAUCCUUAAAUCCAACUUCCAUAACUACCCCAAAGGAAAACCCUUCUCUUCCAUCCUUGGUGACCUUCUUGGUCAUGGAAUUUUCAAUGUGGAUGGUCAUUCUUGGCGGUAUCAACGCAAGAUGGCGAGUUUGGAACUAGGGAGUUUGUCACUUCGGUCUCACGCGUUCGAGAUUUUAACGACGGAGAUUCGGAGUAGGUUGGUACCUACGGUGAAUGGAAUUGGGAGGACGAUGGAGGUGGUGGAUUUGCAAGAUGUGUUUAGGAGGUUUUCGUUUGAUAAUAUUUGUAGGUUUUCAUUUGGGUUGGAUCCGGGGUGUUUGAGGUUGUGGUUGCCGAUGUCGGAAUUCGCAGUGGCAUUUGAUUUGGCGUCGAGGUUGUCAGCGGAAAGAGCGAUGGCACCAUCGCCGAUUAUGUGGAGGAUUAAGAAGAUGCUGAGAGUGGGAUCGGAGAGGAAGCUUAGGGAAGCGAUUAAAAUGGUAGAUGGAUUAGCGAUGGAAGUUAUAAGGCAAAGGAGGGAGAUGGGGUUUUCUAAUAGAAAUGAUCUUCUCUCUAGAUUCAUGGCUUCUACCAAUGAUGAUAGAUAUCUUAGAGACAUUGUCGUCAGCUUCCUCCUUGCCGGUCGGGACACGGUGGCGUCGGCGUUAACUAGCUUAUUCUGGCUACUUUCCCAAAACCCGGAAGUCGAGACCGAAAUUAUCUCCGAGUCAGACCGGAUCAUGGGGCCGGAUCGAGACAGGUUCCCCAGUUUCGACAAUCUUAAAGAAAUGCACUAUCUCCAAGCAGUGGUCUACGAGAACAUGCGCCUCUUUCCACCGGUUCAGUUCGACUCCAAGUUUGCCGAGGAAGACGACAUCUUGCCCGAUGGUACAUUCGUCCAGAAGGGCACAAGAGUAACAUACCACCCUUACGCCAUGGGCCGAAUGGACCGGAUUUGGGGACUCGAUUGUCUCCAGUUCAAACCGGAGAGGUGGCUUAAGAACGGUUACUUCACGCCUGAAAACCCCUUUAAGUUUCCGGUUUUUCAAGCCGGCUUAAGGGUCUGUCUAGGGAAGGAGCUAGCAGUGAUGGAUGUGAAAUGUGUGGCGGUGGUAUUGAUUCGAAAGUUUAAGAUCCGGUUAGCAGGAACCGAUCGGAUUGCUCGGUUUGCUCCCGGUCUAACGGCUAGCUGGAGAGGGGGAUUACCGGUUCGAAUUGAGGAAAGAGCCAAUUGUUAACCUGAAAUUGGUUUUGGGAAAUUAUAACUUUUGUGAUGUACAAA